AUGACUCUCCUCGUGAUUCUUGUAUGCUGGCUGGACAAACGCCUAACAUUGGACAAUGGGAAGUCCGUAAAGCAAGGAUUAGUUUCUUCAGUGGCCCGUUACUCCGUUUGGAUCCUAUACUGGUGGUUUCAGAGCCUUACCAUUUGCGGGAUCUGGCUUAUCGGCCACGAAUGCGUUCAUGGUUCCUUUUCGCCGUACCCAGCUCUGAAUGAUUUUGUUGGAUUUAUAUUACAUUCGUCUCUCGGCACACCCUACUACAGCUGGAAGUACUCGCAUCACCACCACCAUACAUACAACGGACACCUCGACAAGGAUGAGCACUUUAUUCCGGGAGUUUUUGAAGCACAUGAUUCCGACAACAAUACUAGCUUCUGGGAUUGUAUCGAGGACACUCCGAUAUAUCAAACCGUCAAGCUUAUGUUGUAUCAAUUGUUCGGGUUUCAAUUAUAUCUUCUCUUCAACGCAUCUGGACAGCCUAGAUAUCCUCGCUGGACAAGUCAUUUCAAUCGUGAGCUAACGCACUUCCCUAAUAGUGGUUAUUCUUCUCAUAAGCAAUCAUCAGCGAACAGUAUUAUUUUCGGGCGUUCGCAGCGUAUGCACGUUGUCCUAUCCGAUAUUGGCAUAUUCGUCGCUUUAUCAUCUCUUAUCUACACCAUAUAUGCCACACAGAUGACGCUAGGCCUGGCAAUACGCUUAUGUGGUGUGCCUUGGUUGCUCCUCAACCACUGGAUAGUGAUGAUUGUGACCCUUCAUCACACGGACGUACUCUUGCCUCGCUACAGGAAAGGCGCGUUCACGUUUUCGCGAGGAGCACUCGUUACUGUUGACCGGAAUUUCCUCGGUUGGCAGGGAAAGUUCUUUCUGCAUGAGGUCUCCCAUUUUCAUGUCGUACACCAUUUCUUUCCAUCAAUUCCGUUUUAUAAUCUAGAGGAAGCGACUCAGUAUGCGAAGAAGGAGCUCGGCAGCGAUUACCACUCCUGCGACACUCCUGUAUUUCGAGCUCUCUGGGAGAACUCCUUACGAUGUCGGUUUAUCGAUGCAGAAGGCGAUAUUGUGUUCUUUAAGGAUAGGCUUGGAAACACACGCUACAGAAGCGCCGUCGAAUAG
Molecule: messenger RNA, 1107 nt
Organism: Fomitiporia mediterranea MF3/22
Lineage: Eukaryota; Fungi; Basidiomycota; Agaricomycetes; Hymenochaetales; Hymenochaetaceae
Exons: 8
Coding region: 1-1107 (368 amino acids)
Biological process (GO): lipid metabolic process
Molecular function (GO): oxidoreductase activity
Source: RefSeq, a predicted model, not a curated record